This is a messenger RNA of Arachis duranensis, 752 nucleotides long. RefSeq names its product probable pectinesterase 8. The record is from RefSeq and is a predicted model, not a curated record. The transcript is spliced from 3 exons. Gene Ontology annotation, biological process: cell wall modification. Bases 8 to 628 code for a protein of 206 amino acids. NCBI's taxonomy places the organism in Eukaryota, Viridiplantae, Streptophyta, Magnoliopsida, Fabales, Fabaceae. Gene Ontology annotation, molecular function: pectinesterase activity.
GGCACCAAUGCCAAGUCCUGGGGUUGAAGGAGCACAAGCAGUAGCAAUCAGAAUAUCAGGAGAUCAAGCUGAAUUCAAGGGUUGUGGAUUCUUUGGAGCACAAGACACCCUUCAUGAUGAUAAGGGUCGCCAUUACUUCAGGGAUUGCUAUAUCCAAGGCUCAAUUGAUUUCAUAUUUGGCGAUGGAAGGUCCUUUUACGAGAAUUGUGAAAUAGUUUCUAUAGCGAAUCCAGUGCCACAAGGAUACAGGAGCAUAAAUGGUGCAGUGACAGCUCAUGGAAGAGUAUCCAUGGAUGAUAACACAGGAUUUGUGUUUGUGAACAGCACAAUAGGAGGGAGUGGGAGAAUAUGGUUAGGAAGGGCAUGGAGACCAUACUCACGUGUUGUUUUUGUGUCAACAACAAUGUCAGAUAUCAUUGCCCCUGAAGGUUGGAACGAUUUCAAUGACCCUUCAAGGGAUCAGACCAUAUUCUAUGGAGAGUACAAUUGCUCUGGUCCCGGAGCUAGCAUGGCAAUGAGGGCACCAUAUGUGCAGAGAUUAAACGAUACACAAGCUCUUCCAUUCCUCAACAUAACUUUUAUUGAUGGUGACCAAUGGUUGGAAAAUUACACACAAUUAAUAACCUAAUUACCUACUCUCAUCUUCCCAUUAUUAUUACUUUUUUUUUGUCAUUCAUUCAUACCAUGUCAAUAUAAUAAGAACCCAAUUUGCUUAAACAACCCAUUCAUUUGCUUAUUAUAUCAUCAUAUGU